This is a messenger RNA of Medioppia subpectinata, 735 nucleotides long. The record is from the annotation of a GenBank genome assembly. Lineage: Eukaryota; Metazoa; Arthropoda; Arachnida; Sarcoptiformes; Oppiidae.
AUGUGGAAUGUGACCCGCGCCCAGGCGGGUAACUAUUCGUGUCAGGGCUAUAACGGGGCCGCCAAUGCCAGCCGUGUCUCACCCGCCCGUCCACUGCUCGUCCAAUACGCACCAGGCGAUGCGAAACUAUCGGCGCUGGACAGCGACCAGUCAUACGCUAUAAAGGGCCAAACGUUGACACUUGAAUGCCGGUGCAACGACCAUGGUAAUCCGGCCGCUCACACAUUUAUAUGGACCCAUAAUGGCCGACGGGUAGAGUCAGUAUCGGUGGCCGAGAAUCACUUAUUACGGGUGGGACCGGCGGAUGUUCACACCCGGGGUGACUACGCCUGUGCCGCCAUCAACACCGUAGGCCAGGGCCGGUGGGCUAACCUGUGGCUCGACGUUAAAACCCCGCCCCGACUGGUCCACGGGUUAGAGCCUACGCUGGGAUCGUUGGCCAACCGAUCGCUAACCAUGUCGUGCCGCGUGGAGUGUCACCCGACGUGCGCUGUCCAAUGGUUUCGCAACAACGACAGUCUACCCCCGAUAACCGACCCGUUGACUGAUUAUUAUUAUCACGUCGAGUCUGUGGAGCAUCAGUUGGAUGAGCGGAACGGCGCGUUUGGGUCGUUGACGAGUUAUCUGCACGUUCACAAUAGUAGUGCCCUAAAUGAUCACGAUGUUAUCACAUGCGCCUGUGAUGGUAACGGCGUGGGUCCCGGUGUUAGAUCGUCACUGGUUUACCGACAUGAA